Molecule: messenger RNA, 1605 nt
Organism: Chiloscyllium plagiosum (whitespotted bambooshark)
Lineage: Eukaryota; Metazoa; Chordata; Chondrichthyes; Orectolobiformes; Hemiscylliidae
Source: RefSeq, a predicted model, not a curated record
AUGCCUCAGGAAGAAUCUUUAAGGAGUGAGAAGUUGCAGCAGGAGAUUUCGGAAAGAAUUGCAGCACCUGGGACUUCAGCGACCGAGGGGAGCGACGUAGGAUUGGCGAUGUGCGAGAGACCAGAAGGAGAAAUUGGCUGGAUCCUGAAAAGCUGUGAGACCUUCGAGACCUGGUGGUUGAGUGAAACAUGGGCAAGGAAACCACCUGGUAAUUAUUGCGUACUGUCCUUGGCUGAUGAAUCGACAAUCCAUGACUUGUUCCUUGCUCUGUCUGAGAUGGGAUUUGAGGAGAGUCGGGUGCAGGCUGCAGUGCAGGCUGGAAUCUUCAAUGUGCACGACGCUACUGAAUGGUUGCUCCAAGGGGGGGAUUGCACCAAGCGUGGUCAGGAGUCACGGGCCUCAACACCUGGGGCGAUGUCAGCAUUUAACCCACCACUUGCUCAGGGAGUGACUCUUCCACUGACCGAACCACCAGAUGACCAGAGACACAUUCCGCCUGGCACACGGAAUCCACCUGAAGCUGCACCUUACCCAGCGUUACCCCUCUCCAGGAGAAAUCCCAACCUGAAGGAGUUUGAGGAGCAGCAGAGGGAACAGUUCGCUCAGCAAAUCAAAGCUGAGAGGAGGAGGAAACAGAAGGACCAUGAGUUGGCGUUGAAGCGAAUAGCUGAUGAUCGUGAAAAUCUGAAAGCAAAGUCAGCUCCCACUUGCAAGCCCAGUCCCCCUCAACAGGGUCAGAGGUUAGGGGGCAAAGUUCAAACUGCAGUGGAAGACCAUUGCAUUCUUAUGAUCAGGCUUCCAUCCGGACACACGUUCCGGGAGCGAUUCCGACAGGAUAAUACACUGCAGAGUGUGAAGGACUACGUCACACAGGAAUACCCCAACCUUCGGAAUAUUGUUCUGCUACAGGGUUUCCCAAAGAGGCAUUUCACGGACAAGGACCUGGGCUGUACACUGGGCGCUUUAGGACUGAGCCCGAAUGCCACUCUGUGUGUGCAGGAUGAGCAGCAGAGGGCUACACUGCAGCCAAACCUGCCACCAGGUUCCUACACACUGACAGCAGCCAGUGUUCCCAAUGCAGGAAUCCCAGCAUCCAAUCACAGUGUGCAGACUGCCCCGACUCUGCCAGAGAGCCAGCAGCAUGGCCUGUCGAGGACAGCUGCCCUGCAUUCCUGGGGCCGGGGAGAAGCCUUGGGGGGCGCAACAACACAGGACACCCCUGGGCUGGAGAACCCAGAGCCCACUCCAGGACUGGAGCAGCGGCUCGACCUCCGGAACACCGGGAUAACAGCACCAGCGGAGUGUCCAUCAAGACCAGCACAUUUCUGGGGUCGGGGAUGGAAGCUGGCUGCAGGUGACCAGAGAGAAUUCCUGAAUAUCGAUGAUGGAAAGGCUGAUCAGAAUGUCGGACAAGUGGACAAUGUCAUCUCCGAGGAUCAGCUCGUUCCUCCUGCCUUUGACCCAGAAGUCAUCUUUCGCCAAAAUGGAGACCGAAUUCGCAGUGGAUUUCAACCUCGAUACCAGUGGCCCAAUCAGGGCAAUCGUCUCAGGUGGGUGCAAGGGAAAAUCAGGGCUUUCCCUUUAGUCAACUUACGCUGUAUUUAG